Messenger RNA from Jatropha curcas, 2106 nucleotides. Lineage: Eukaryota; Viridiplantae; Streptophyta; Magnoliopsida; Malpighiales; Euphorbiaceae. The record is from RefSeq and is a predicted model, not a curated record.
CUCAAAGAUAUUAUUUUGUGCUUCACCUCUGCCCACGUCAACGCUUCCCAUUCCAAAGUCACUCUCCCAGCAUCAUGCAUGCCACUCUCUUCACCGUUCAUUCAAUGGACCCAUAUUCCUAGCCGUUGAUAAUUCAGAGAAAUAACUCGUGGACACCGUAAUUUACAUGUCUAUGAUUCUACUUUUAAAGGUCAAAUUCUGUCUCCAUUCAGUUCUCUCUGUAUUUCUGUUUCCUCCAGGAAUCGCGAUUCUCGAAAGUGCAGAAGAUUCUGUGUUGAGUGGGAAAUUCUGAUCAGAUUUUACCCAUUUAAUAUAGUGGGAGAAAGUUCUCAUAGUCAGUUGGAAUUUUUUACUAAGGACUUGGCAUGGGAGUUGUAACUGCUUCUAGCUCAGCUGCUAGGACACCACUAGGAUUGAACACGAAAUUUUCAACAUACAGAUCUACAGUAAAAAGACCAUUGAUUGUGGCAUUUAAAGACGACAAAUCUAAUAACACAGCUCUGGUUGCACCUUCCGAGCGAAUCCCAUUGCCCAUAGAGACACCCAAGGGGAAGAAAAGACGAGGAAAAACUAACAAUGAAGUUCUUUCCUGCGCCUUGGAAGUGGAUUACAAUGAAGCUGCUGCAAAGCUUGAAAAUAUAUUCAAACUUAGCCCGACAACUGAUACUGCUGAUGUAGAUGUAAGUGACUUAAGUAAGAAAGGUAAACAAAAGAAAAGGAAAACUAGGGAAGAUGAUGGUAAAGCUGGGAAAGGAGCUAACAAACCCAUUGUUAGGAAUCGUGCAAAGAAAACUAAGCGGCUGGACCUUGAUACAAGGAUUGCAUUGAGGAAGAACAACGAAGAGGAAAAGAUAACUUCAACUAUUAGGAAGAAAAAGGAUACUCGGCAUGAAAAUGAAAAGAUUGAGGAGCUUGUAAGGGAAUAUUCUGCAUCAACUGAUUUGGUGAGCUUAGACUGGAAGAAAAUGAAGAUACCUCCGGUGCUUCAUUCAACAGAGCAUGCCUGGCUGUUCAAGUUGAUGCAACCUAUGAAGGCUCUCCUUCAAGUGAAAGAUCAUUUGCAAACUAAUUUGGGAAGAGAACCAACUGAGGGUGAGUUAGCUGAGGCGACCAAUAUGAAAGUCGAGCAAGUAAGGAAACAGCUGGAAGCUGGACGAGCUGCAAGAAACAAGCUAAUUAAGCACAAUCUCCGCCUUGUAUUGUUUGUAAUCAAUAAAUAUUUUCAAGACUUUGCAAAUGGCCCAAGAUUUCAAGACCUUUGCCAAGCAGGGGUUAAGGGGCUUAUAACUGCAAUUGAUCGCUUUGAACCCAAAAGGCGAUUUAGGCUCUCUACUUACAGUCUUUUUUGGAUUAGGCAUGCUAUAAUAAGAUCAAUGACACUCUCAAGCUUUACACGUGUCUCAUUUGGCCUUGAAUCGGUUAGAGCAGAAAUCCAGAAAGCCAGACUUGAGUUGUUGAUUGAGCUUCAAAGACAACCAACCGAGGUAGAGAUUAUUGAGAGAGUGGGAAUUUCCCCUGAGAGAUAUCAUGAAGUAAUGAGGGCCUCAAAACCCAUCUACUCUCUACAUUCUAGGCAUGUAGUUACCCAAGAAGAAUUCAUUAAUGGAAUCACUGACACAGAUGGAGGCGAUAACCGGAGGCAACCAGCUCUUCUGAGGCUUGCUCUUGAUGAUGUGCUUGAUUCUCUAAAGCCCAAGGAGAGCGUCGUGAUCAGGCAGAGAUAUGGGCUUGAUGGGAAAGGUGACAGAACACUAGGAGAGAUUGCUGGAAACUUAAAUAUCUCAAGAGAAAUGGUUAGGAAGUAUGAAGUAAAGGCACUCUUGAAGCUCAAGCAUCCAGCUAGAGUGGAUUAUCUUCGCCGCUAUGUUGUCUGAAUUGAUGAACAGAAUACAUAAUAAGGUUUGCUUGUAUUACUUUCUCCUCCCCCCCGCUGUAUGAGUUGUCAAGCUGUUGCUCUAUACUAAUGACAUGUAUCAUAGUCAUUUUUAACUACAAUGAAAAUAGAAAAAUCUUAUACCAUGUAAUAUACUUACUACAGAAUUCGAUAUACAUGUAAUAUUGUCUCUCCUUUGUAAUCUGAUAAUCUCAUUCACAUUUAUGAAUCAA